Messenger RNA from Owenia fusiformis, 3427 nucleotides. The record is from the annotation of a GenBank genome assembly. Lineage: Eukaryota; Metazoa; Annelida; Polychaeta; Sabellida; Oweniidae.
CCAGUAAGCACAAGUCUUCCCAUGUGACUUUUGUAUAAAAUCUUAGGAUCCCCAAAUAUGCUUUCUUAAAAUUUGAGAAAAUGAUUUGUCAUUAAAUAUUGUCUUUUACUAAUUAACCGGCUUUGAUUCGGAUUGUGGUUCCCUGAGCAGACUAUGCUUGCAAAGAGGAGCAAAAAUGUUUUUGACCAUCAAAGUACAUAGACCUGUGGACUUAGUGAACUCAUUGCCCUGAAAUGAAAAAGAGGCUAGCCAAAUAGCCUCUUUCACUGUGAAAUCCAAUAAUUCAUGAUAGAACGAUAACAAAGAGCUGUCAAGUAGACUAGCCAGUCACAUAGUAUGGUAGUUCAGAAAGGGGGAACUGAGAAAGAAGUCCAAGAAUGAAACCAAAAUUACCAUCGGAUACCAUGGAGGAUAUCUGUGAAAGGUUCAACCAUAUUAAUAACAAAUAUCUAAAACCACUGCUGCUGCGACAAAAAACAAUUACUCGGGGUGCGUCCAUAUUAUCUGUAUACACAAAUCUAGCGAAACAUGACGCUAUGCAACAAGUCGAGCAGUCGGCAUCCAUGGGAAAUGUCCCUCGUAACAAUAGUGACUAUAGCAUGAUUGGUCUAAAUGGCUCAGACCCAACUAUGCAAAACAGUCAAGAUGUUGUCCGAGAUCCAGCAGUUAGGUUCACUCAGGGAACUGCAAGAGAUGACAUGUUGACAUCAAAAUCUGACAAAGACAAGGUCACUUUGCCUCGAGACAACAGCAAGGCCCAGAGGCUUGUUCUAGAGGCUAUGCACUCACCUAGGAAACGGUGGGUCUAUAAGCAUAAGAAACACAUGAUUGGAGAGGUACGCAACCACCCACCAUUCCAUCACCAUACGAGACACCGUCUCCGUCAAAUCUUGAGCAAGCAGUAUCACAAAGAUCGUGUAACAAAACAAGAUGACAACAAAGAAAAGACGAGUGAGUUAGACCGUGAAGGCAAAGCAAGGCUUGAAGUGACAGAUGAAGUCACGAAUGAAGUGACGAAGACACUUCCACCUCAAAAUCAGGAGGCUGCCAAAUUGAAAGGCAAGAGUCAAAGUUCUGAGGAAGGAAGUGAUCAUGGUAUAACAUUUCUUACAAAUGAAAAUGCCGAUGCCUCAAAUGAAGAGCAGCUCUUUGUUGAUGUGACUGAAAACAAUGAAAAAGCAGAUAUCGAGUCCCCAAUUCCAACUCCGGUUUCCCCUGUUGCCGCUGAGACAUGUCUACCAUGGAAACGCAACACAGGAAGACCUCCAAUGUCGUCGUCUGACCUACAUUCCCUCCCAAAUGAGUACGACCCUGUGUCGUGUCAAGUUCCCCCUUGGGUUGAUACACGUGUGACAUGUGUCGCAACUCCCCCUGCUACAACCCCCGAGGCAGACAAAAAUCUUAACCACCUGACUGUGCCAUCUAAAGACAUACAACCCCCUGGUAAACAUAAACAUUCAAAACCUGAAGACAAACUUAGUCCCAAAUCUUAUAGUCUACCCAAUUUUAUGCAAUCUCAAUAUGCAAUAGAAAAUGAGCUGGUUGCUACGCCUGCUGAUGAUUGUUGUGACAAUGGUGACAAUCUACCGUUGCCAUGGAGAGCUAAUGGCAACGACACAGAAGAUACACAAGAACCAAUGACAUCACCCUCUGCGAGCCACGAUGUUGACCUCCGACCUCAAUCAUCCAAUCAUAGCUUUAGAAUUGAUCAGGACCACUGUGCUGAAUCACACCAUUCUGAGCCGGUAAAUGUCAUCCCAUUGGUCGAUCGUCGCCAAGCUAGUUUCUGCGAUAUUGUCCCAGAUACAUUACUUGUCUGUGACGAUGUUGACACAUGCGAAAUGAACCCUCAUGAUAAGAUCAAUGAUUGGUUGAGUAAGCACGAAUCAGACCCCCACUUAGAUGGUAAUUUGAAUUUUGGGGAUCAUGACACUCUCCAAGAUGAAAUUCAUGAUAGUGACUCGCACUCGCAACAUGGUGACGAUGAUGCUCACAGCGACGAAUACAGUGCUCCAAAGUGUCACUUUCACAUACCCUCUGACUCAAGUGAUGAUAGUGAUGUCAUAGACAAUGUCAUCGUCGCUAACAAAGUCAACGAUGUGAUAAACAAUAUCAGCCAGUCGCAUAUUGAUUGCAACACGACUGAGUUGGCGGCUUAUUCUAAAAACAAUAAAAUCGACAAUAGUAGUAAGAAGGAUAUUAAUAACAAAAUAAAUCAGGACCUCACUCACCAAGACAAUAAGAAGCAAAAUAUUUGCCAUCAGGACAGCGAUAAAACCAUUGAAUCGCUACCACAUAUAUGAAAUAACUUAUGAAAAUUAUGGGUAAAAUAAUGAGUAAAAAUGGAUAUUUAUUGAAUGCACUGUAAAUUUGCUUUUUCAUCAAUUUUACAUUACAUGCAGUUAGACACCGUUUGCAGUAUAUGGAGAGAGAACUAAGUUAUAUUGGAUGUAUAUAUCUGAUAAAUUGGGGAAUCUUAGUAACUACUACAUUUGUAUUUCAGGAGAGCUAUUUUUCCUCCAUUACAAUAGAGUUCAAUGUACUUUCAUUAAAGUAGAGUUCUCAAGAGCUUUUCCUAGAGUUUUUGGAUUUCAAAAGCAAAAAUAAAUCAACCAUUUUAUUCAAGCUUGAGAUGGGAUGGGCAAGAAGAGUCAAGACGAAAGUAUUUCAGCAAUGGGUUAUUCAUAUGUUAUUUUAGUUUUUCAGUUUACCUACAUGAAGAAACAGCUAUUUUAUAAGAAACUCUCAAAGAAAAAUUAUACAAUCUAAAAAUUGAUACAUUUUAGUUUCACAGCUACACAGCUUUUGAAGAGUAAUCAAAAAUUGUUCCAUUUCAAAAAAUUUUCAUUUGAUACAUGCAUGAAAAAGGUCAGAAAUAAGAAUGCAUGAUUUUUGUAUUUAAUACCUUAGUGAUUAUUAGUCAUUAUUGUUUAUCAAACAUCCUGUUAACAAUCAUUUAUACAAACUAUUAUAUCAUGUUCACUGGUGGUUCCAGGGACUUGAAAAUUGGUUUAACUUUGGCUUAAUUGUUUAACUUGGCCUCAUUUUGAGAAAAUGGGCCUUAUCUGGAAAAAACAUAUAACUGAAAAAUGUGUCCACAUUUUACAGAAAAAUUGUUUGAAAAUAGAUUUUUAACUCCCUGUAAACUUCCAAGACAACCCCUGUGUAUAUUUAUUAUACAUUUAUGUUGAUUAGUAUUUCCUUUAUCUUAUCAAAUAUACAUUCCACACCAAUGCAAUGAUUACUUAAUAAUGUAUUAAUUAUUGUAAUAUUUAAUCAUUACUAUGGUAAAGGAAAAUCUGGAGAUGAAAAUAUUGAAUAAAAUAAGUAGGUUUCUGAUGGAAAUAUUUAUGAAAAUGAGAUGUGUGUUAUGAUGAUUAUGUCAUUUUUAGUAUAAAUAAAUUGAUGGAAUAAAAUUCUAACAAAG